AUGAAAGGAGGAACACUUGAAGUACUUCUCGUUAAUGCCGAAGGCAUUAGGCACACAAAUCUUGUUGGGAGACCGGACUAUUUUGUCUUCAUAGAGUGUGGAGAUCAUGUUUAUAGAAGCAAAAUAUCAUCAGGUGAAGAUGAAAAGACUUGGUGGAAUGAGAAGUUCAUAUAUGAAUUCCCAUUAUCUGAUUGGAAAAGGUUUACACAUAUAAAAUUCAGAAUUAUGGACAAGGAACUCUUCUCGGAUGGCGGAUUUGUUGGUGAAACUAUAAUUUAUCUAGGUGGAAUAAUUACAGAGGGAUGUGACAGAGGGUUCCUAGAAGUAAAACCAGCCCCAUACAAUGUGGUGCUUGAAGAUGACACUUACAAAGGACAGAUAAAGAUAGGAUUCAAAUUUAUUGCAAGUGUAAGACUCAUUAGAAAUAAUAAAGAUAUCGCUCAUGUUCCAAAGACAACAACAAGACAGUACACUCAAGAGGAAAAUAAAGUGGAGGAAUGUAGUAGAAUUGUGAACUUAUGGAGAAUGUUAUGGUGGUGGUCCAUGUUUUCCCAGAAGAGAAUUGACACAGAAAAUAAGCAAAACUACAAUUAA
Morus notabilis is the source of this 594-nucleotide messenger RNA. RefSeq lists its product as uncharacterized. NCBI's taxonomy places the organism in Eukaryota, Viridiplantae, Streptophyta, Magnoliopsida, Rosales, Moraceae. The transcript has 5 exons. Bases 1 to 594 code for a protein of 197 amino acids. The record is from RefSeq and is a predicted model, not a curated record.